CUGUUAUGUUGCGUGGAUACAUAGUCACUUCCUUCCGUAGAGACAGGACAGAAUGAGUGGGAAUAUAAAAGUCUGCGACAUCGACCCGGUGGUCAAAGAAAAAGUAGAAAAAUUUCGUCUUCGUAAAGAGAAAACCAUAGCCGCCAUUGUCCUCAAGAUUGACCCUGACAAACACCUAGUAGUCAUAGAUGAGGAACAUGAGGAUAUAUCUAUUGAUGACUUAAGAGAGGAACUACCAGAUCACCAGCCUCGCUAUGUGGUACUUAGUUAUGUUUAUAAACAUGAUGAUGGAAGGGUUUCUUUUCCUUUUUGUUUCAUCUUCAUUUCUCCCCAAGGUUGUAACCCAAAAUUUCAUAUGAUGUAUUCUGGCACAAAGAACAGCCUUACUACAGAACUGAAGCAAACCAAGGAUUUUGAAUUAAGGUCUGUUGAAGAGUUGACUGAGGAAUGGCUGAAAGAGAAGCUCCAUUAAUCUGCUGUACUUACCAUUUGUUUCACAGUCAUUACAAACAAUAUUGUAACUUUUUGGGUAUAUUUUUUUUCAUUGACAAAUUGAAUUGAAUGCCUUUGGAGAAAAAUUUAUUAAAUAUCAUUCAUCAAAUUUGUCAGUCAUUUUGUACUUUCAGAGCCACCUUCCACAUAGCUAAAUUUGUAGAUCUUGAAUAAUUUGAAAUGUAAUGCAAAGUUAUCUGGUUUUAUCAACUGAGUUGAUGUUCUAAAUUAGCCACUGUUCAGAGAAUGUGAUUUUUUAACAAGAUAAGUGUGUAACUAAUAUCUUUGUAUAAUCUGUUCAUGUUGUCCUUCAGCAACGUAAUUAAAAGUAACAUAAAAUUGUUCUGAUGAGGCCUUAAACGGCUGUUUAAAAAGUAAAAUCUGAAAUUCAAUCUUUCACCGAUCAAUGGCAUCAUCAGGGAUGAUGUCACCUGACGAUGCCAUUGAUCAGCAAAAGCUUGGAUUUUAGAUUUUACUUUUUAAACAACAGUGUAAGGCCUCAUUAGAACAGUUUUAUAUUUUUGAUAAA
Messenger RNA from Pocillopora damicornis (cauliflower coral), 1021 nucleotides. Its product is annotated as glia maturation factor beta. Gene Ontology annotation, biological process: negative regulation of Arp2/3 complex-mediated actin nucleation; actin filament debranching. NCBI's taxonomy places the organism in Eukaryota, Metazoa, Cnidaria, Anthozoa, Scleractinia, Pocilloporidae. The record is from RefSeq and is a predicted model, not a curated record. Gene Ontology annotation, molecular function: actin binding; Arp2/3 complex binding. Gene Ontology annotation, cellular component: cortical actin cytoskeleton.